AUGUCGUUACAAUCAGAACUCACCUCAUACUUUCAUACAAAUGACACACAUGACGUUUCCCCUGAGACAAUAUGGCAGGCACAUAAGACGGUUCUAAGAGGCCUGGCAAUAAGUAAAGCAGCCUACAUCAAACGAACAGCACAACAAGAAUACAAUACUCUCCUAAAGACAUUGCGAGACCAAACAAAUGAACAUCUACUCAAACCAACAGAGACAGGACUAAACGCUAUAACGCAAACAAACAAGAAACUUAAUGAGUAUCUGCUAGCCAAGACAACGUCCACACUACAAAGACUUCACACCCACACGUACUGUCAGGGCAACAAAGCGACAUAA
Pelobates cultripes (western spadefoot toad) is the source of this 336-nucleotide messenger RNA. The record is from the annotation of a GenBank genome assembly. Lineage: Eukaryota; Metazoa; Chordata; Amphibia; Anura; Pelobatidae.